AAAUGGUUAUUUUAUUAUUGGGAGACUGAGAGAGAGGGAGAGAGAAAUGGCGAGAUUCGCGUUAGGUGGAGAUGAAGAUGGAGAAGGCGAAGGAUCCCGUAUUCCCAGGCCCAAGAAGCCUCGUCUCGCUCCUAAUCUCCUUCCUCAAUAUCCCGCAGCUCGCAUCGCCAUAAUCGAACAACAACCACUACAACCACCGCAACCACAAUCGCAACAGGUACGGACUGUUGCGGAAGAUGAAGAAGCAGAUGAAGAAUCCGAAGGAGAAGAAGAGGAGAGUGAAAGCGAAGUAGAAGCAGACGAAGAGAGUGAAGAAGAAGAAGAAGAAGAAGAAGAAGAAGAAGAAGAAGAAGACGCGGAAGGAGAAGAAGAAAUCACCGUUGACUGCUUACAGCAAGUAGGAAAUUCCUACCCCUUACGGGUGCCGCGGAUCAUCGAUUUGCUUCUGCAGAACCGCACAGCACAAGCCAACCACCAAGUGGGUUCUGCUUCGGCCAGCCUUACAUCCGACGCCAGAGUCCAAGAGGGCAGUCCUCCUCCGAUCUCACCCGUCACCGAUGGGUCGCUUGUCUUCACCUUAGCCGACCCAGAAGUGCUUGAUUGCCUCAUUUGCUAUGAACCCUUGACCAUCCCUGUCUUCCAGUGUGAAAAUGGGCAUAUAGCUUGCUCCUCUUGCUGCACCAAGAGUAAAAAUAAAUGCCCCUCCUGUUCCUGGCCCAUUGGCUAUAAUCGUUGCCGGGCCAUUGAGAAGAUUCUGGAAUCAAUUAGAAUUUCAUGCCAAAACAUCAAGCAUGGCUGCAAAGAAAUGGUAACUUACAAUAAAAAAAAUGAACAUGAAAAGGCAUGUAUGUAUUCACCUUGUUCAUGCCCCCUUUCGGGCUGCAACUUCAUCUCUUCAAGCAAGCAGUUAUACCUACACUUCACUGUUAGUCAUGUGGAUUAUGCAACACGCUUCCUGUAUGGCAUCGAUUUUUCCAUCACCUUAAAUAUUAAGGACAAAUUUCUUGUUCUCCAAGAAAAGAGAGAAGGUAUAUUAUUUAUCCUUGACAAUCAUGCUGAAAAACUUGGAAAUUUAGUGUCGCUUCGUUGUAUUCAACCCAUCUUCAAGGGAGGCUUCUACUAUGAUCUUCUUGCUAAAACCAAUGGAAGUUCUCUCAGAUUCCAGUCCUUCACAAAGAACUCUGCAGGCCAGGUUAUUAGCCCUUCUUCAACAGGUUACUUUAUAGUCCCUAGUGAUUUUUUCAGUUCUGGCAAGCUCAACAUGGAUCUCUGCGUAUGGCGUAAUGGUCAAUGCCCAACAUCCUUUCAAAGUAUUGGUGUUGCUUAAAACAAGUUGUACUAUCAAAGGAAUGGCAUUGUGCUGGAAAGGAUCUGGUGUUUUACAUAUUUAUAAAUAUUACAAAAGAUGUCUUUUUCUUUUCUUGUUGUGGACUUCACAUCUUGUCUGCACACCAGUAUAUGUCCAUAUGUUAUACCUCUUGGUAAAAUGGGUACUUAUGCUGAGUUGUAGCUUUACUGCACCCAUCUUUACUGUAUAUACUUUUCUUGCGUGAUAAGAAGUAAUGACACCGGAAAAGUUAUGUUUGUGUUGAAGGUGGAA
Molecule: messenger RNA, 1600 nt
Organism: Prunus dulcis (almond)
Lineage: Eukaryota; Viridiplantae; Streptophyta; Magnoliopsida; Rosales; Rosaceae
Product: E3 ubiquitin-protein ligase SINA-like 7
Exons: 2
Coding region: 47-1327 (426 amino acids)
Molecular function (GO): zinc ion binding
Source: RefSeq, a predicted model, not a curated record